CCUCUCUCUACCGUUUCUCGCCUUGUGCGUUCUCUGUCUGUUCUUCGUUGCGGAGGUUUCCGUGUUGGGAUGGGGGGACGUUGCUGUGUCCGUUAGAUGGUAUAUGGUAUAUGGUGUUGUAUGUCCUUGAAUGUGGAGAAACCCCAGGGUUAGGGUUUGGGGUUUGCGGAUGGGCAGAGAGGGUGGGCGUUUUAGUUAGAUUCCUGUGGUGGUGGUUGUGUUGUUGUUGUUGGAAUUGAGUGAUUGGUGGGGGACUUGGCGGAGUUGAAUUGAGGUUGGUUUUGUUUGGUUGCGUGCUUGGGGUGUGAGUCGUCGGGAACUGGUGCACUUGGGAUGGGAAUGCCAUAGUUUUAGGUUUAGCGGGAGUUGUAGAGUGGGGUUGUUUUUGUGGUGGUGCGAGGAGAUGGAUGGCGUGCGUGGUUGGGGGUUGAUGUGAUAUAUUGUCACGGGAUUGCGGAACUGUGUCUUGAUAUGCAGCAGUGGUGAUUCACGCCCAUCGAUACAUACAUCCCUCGGAAAAAAUGGCAAAAAAGAGGAAGUCUGAGAAUGCAGCACUUGACGAGGUGGAGAGAACUCUGUACACUUCGUUCUGCACCGCUGCGAACUCAAUUUCCCAGCUUUAUACACAAGCUCAGAAUCAGCAGAAGCUUUCUUUUCAAGCAGGCGAAAGACAUGCAGUGGAGAAGCUGUACUACUGGUUGCUGAGGGAACACCAAAAUGGUUCCAAUAUUACCGUUGCACAAAUCAUUCACAAUCUUCAGAGCGAACUUGAGGGUGGCAAUGGGGAGGAGAUGACAAUGUCGCCUGGACACCAAUUGCAACAGCAUGGUCCAGCACAACAGCAAUUUAGUGUAGUGGGUACCGUGGGGACUUCAGGGCGUACGACAGCAUUGUCCGCGCCACUUGACCAGGGGAAGAUACCGGUCUUUCAAGGUGCUCUCUCCAGCCCUAAUAGGAGAUGCUUUCCUGCUUUCGCAAUGUCGCCAGGUGGCUACGGUGUGUCGAACUCCACUGUGCAACCUGCUAGAAGGGGCAGUCUGAGCUUAGAGCACUCAGGUAGUGACUUGCGAGAAGGCCAGCUGGACUCUGCACCACACGAAGACCCGUCUGCCACUGGGUUUGGCUUUCAACCUCCUCCCCAGCAGCAUCAACAUCAGCAUCAGCAGCAUCACUCUCAGCACGUGCGGGACGGCGUUCACUCGUGCAACGAAAACGAUUCCAGUAUGGACAUGCAUGCGGAUAGCGUUGCUGAGGACUAUUAUCGCUGACCUCAUCUCAGGGAAGGUCGGCAUGCACUAUCGGGUAUCACCACCGGCUUUCUGACAUGAUGUACAGGCAAUUUUCAGAGACGGUGGUUUGCUAAUUCAGCUCAGUGUUAGCUAUUUUGUCCUCACGAACGCCUUCUUGGUGUCAUACAGAUGACAUAUGUUUCCGCUAAUUAUGGCUCCUGAAUUGUGAGUAUUGGAGAUGUAUCAACUGCGAGGGUUAUCAAGAGCUUGUGCUGGCAGAAAAGAUUGUAAGAAGUAGGAUUGGAUUGUGCUCAAAGGGAACCAUUACACUGGUGGUUGGUAGGUGGUUCAAAUGUGGGUGGCAUGAGCUGCCGCCUUGGGCACUUAGCAGGUAGAUUGAACUUUAAAUAAAACUAACUAGGGUCAACCUUGUAUCUGUUGACCUGGGCUUCAAUAAUGGAGUCCUGGGAAGUCGUUGCCAAGUGUUUUGUAGAGCAAUGUCUCAAGGAAACAUUCCAUCUCAAUGGAACGAUUGUAACGGAAUGCGAUCGCUUUACAGGUUGAUAUUACCUCAUAGAGAAUUAUAGAGGCAUUGUAAUGGAAUUUCAGUGGGUUGUAUUCAUCAGUAGUGCCUUGAGAUUAUAGAUGUAAAUGUAGUCGAUAUAGGGAAAGUGCUCAUGUUAUCAUCUGUUAAUACAAUAAGCAUAUGCCACGUAUUGCACGA
Messenger RNA from Physcomitrium patens, 1953 nucleotides. Lineage: Eukaryota; Viridiplantae; Streptophyta; Bryopsida; Funariales; Funariaceae. The record is from RefSeq and is a predicted model, not a curated record.